CUGGGGAAGGUAUAAAUGCCACCUCCCGCUGGCCAAGCUUCACAGCACUCGCAGGGGCUGGUGUCACUGGUCAUUCCUGCACGGGACAGUCCACCAUGGCCUCAGACCACCAGACCCAGGCGGGCAAACCACAGUCCCUCAACCCCAAGAUCAUCAUCUUUGAGCAGGAAAACUUUCAAGGCCACUCGCAUGAGCUCAAUGGGCCCUGCCCCAACCUGAAGGAGACUGGCGUGGAGAAGGCAGGCUCUGUCCUAGUGCAGGCUGGACCCUGGGUGGGCUAUGAACAGGCCAACUGCAAGGGUGAGCAGUUUGUGUUCGAGAAGGGCGAGUACCCCCGCUGGGACUCGUGGACCAGCAGCCGGAGGACGGACUCCCUCAGCUCCCUGAGGCCCAUCAAAGUGGACAGCCAAGAGCACAAGAUCAUCCUCUAUGAAAACCCGAACUUCACCGGGAAGAAGAUGGAAAUCAUAGAUGACGACGUACCCAGCUUCCACGCCCACGGCUACCAGGAGAAGGUGUCAUCUGUGCGGGUGCAGAGUGGCACGUGGGUUGGCUACCAGUACCCCGGCUACCGCGGGCUGCAGUACCUGCUGGAGAAGGGAGACUACAAGGACAGCAGCGACUUUGGGGCCCCUCACCCCCAGGUGCAGUCUGUGCGCCGCAUCCGCGACAUGCAGUGGCACCAACGUGGCGCCUUCCACCCUUCCAACUAGUACCCUCCCCACCAUGCCUCCUUCCCAGGACCCAGACCUGCUGCCCAGCAACCCUCCAGACCAACCAGAGAGUGAAUAAAGUGUGACUUGCAACUUG
Piliocolobus tephrosceles (Ugandan red Colobus) is the source of this 810-nucleotide messenger RNA. RefSeq names its product crystallin beta B2 (gene CRYBB2). Gene Ontology annotation, molecular function: structural constituent of eye lens. The coding region runs from base 96 to 713 and encodes 205 amino acids. The transcript has 6 exons. The record is from RefSeq and is a predicted model, not a curated record. NCBI's taxonomy places the organism in Eukaryota, Metazoa, Chordata, Mammalia, Primates, Cercopithecidae. Gene Ontology annotation, biological process: lens development in camera-type eye; visual perception.